Molecule: messenger RNA, 9164 nt
Organism: Oncorhynchus kisutch (coho salmon)
Lineage: Eukaryota; Metazoa; Chordata; Actinopteri; Salmoniformes; Salmonidae
Gene: sipa1l2a
Product: signal-induced proliferation-associated 1-like protein 2
Biological process (GO): regulation of small GTPase mediated signal transduction
Cellular component (GO): cytoplasm
Molecular function (GO): GTPase activator activity; protein binding
Source: RefSeq, a predicted model, not a curated record
CACACCUCGCCGUUAUUCUCUCUUUUCACAGUAUAGACUUCAGUGACUGAAUUACAAUGAUUAACAAAUAGAUUUCCUCUGUUCUCUUCUCCGCUUGUGUGUUUGGCUGGAUCUCUCUAUUCCCACAAAUCAUCACAUUAAGGAAGGCGGAGGGAGGAGCUAUCCGUCAGCGGUGGCACCCUGCUCUGCUCCGCUGUCAUCGCGGACUAAAGCGGUCUCUAGAUGGAUAUCACACCGAACAGCAGCCGGAGAGAGGAGAGAGUCUAUGGAACUUCACACGUUGGAGCGUUUCUAUGGAUGAACACGGUUUAAUCUGUAGACAAGGAUAAUAACCGUCUCGUCUAUCUUCCCGAAUAUUAGCCUAUUCUUCUGCUGCUCAAGUGAAAGGUGUGUGAAGGAGCAGCUCCAGCUGGAGUAGCAUUGCUGGACAUCAUGUCACUCUGGGACACACAGAUCUGUGGAAACAGGAUACUACUGUGGUAGACUGGGGGAAGUCCUACUUCUCAGAUCAGCAGAUCACAUCCAGCUCCUUCAGCUGUCCUCCUGAAUUAGCCGCGGCUUCGUGAACUACGAUUAAUACUCACUCUGGACACACUCCAAUGCAGCAGAGGAACACUGUGAAGGAAGAGGAAAAUACUGCUUUGCCUUUUGACGAACUCACAAGGAGAAAAAGGACGGAAAAUGCCUUUUCUUCAACACUCCUUAGUGGUUGGUCCCUGGACAUCCAGAUGCCUUGUGUCCAUUGUCCCCUAGACUCCUUGACCCAGGAAAACAACCUUCCCCUUCAGCAGCCUCCUCCCAUGUCUGAGUCUCACCAUGUAAUGCAGACAGAGAGGGGAGUUGAGAAUCUGUCUGCUACAGGAUAUGAGUAGUGAUCACUCUGCCACAGACGACAAGACCUGCCUGCAGGGAGGAGCAGCAGAGAGCCAUGCAGCCUCAGUCUGAGGAACUCUUGACCAGGAAACUAAAGGCCCUGAACGGCAGCAUGGGGCCCCCAGCCCAGGGGACACAGCAGGGCAACAAGCCUGAUGGUGGUGGUGGUGGGGGGAAGACCAACGGGACAGGGGAGACAGGGGGGACAGGGACCACAGCCAUGCCCAAGAUGGGUAUCCGAGCCUGGGCUACAGACUGGCCUCCCGCCCCCCGGAGGGAUAUCGGUGAUGGAGGAUGCCAAAACUCCCCCAAAUACGAGAGCAUCGUCACGGCGUUCCAUAACGACCAGCAGCCUCUCGAACAAUCAGGAGCGGCGAUACAGUCACAUGACCAGCCCCCUAUAGACUCUGACUACAGUGAAACUGUUGAGUCGGGGGAGGAUCCCAGGUACAGUCUGUCCGACCUAUUAGGACGCUCCCCUUUAAAGGGGGCGGGGCUCCAUCCCAUCCGCCAACGUUCCAACAGUGACGUCACCAUCAGUGAUAUCGACAGCGAGGACAUUAUAAUGGACGGUACUGCAGUGAACCCCAACACCGGCGCAGCUCUCCACCGGGAGUACGGCAGCACCUCCUCUAUCGACCGGCAGGGCCUGAGCGGGGACGGGUUCCAUACGCUGCUACGGGGUUACCGUAUCGACACCUUAGACCACACCCUCCACACCCUGACACACCCACAUCACUCCAUGCCCCGCCCACUGCUGGGCUUACCUGAGCUGCUGCAGCGCUAUGAUACCCCCCUCUCUCCCAGCCUGCAGACUGCCACCCAGAUCUCCAGAGGGGAGAUAGUGAGGAUGGCAGGGUACGACUACGUGGAUCCCUCCAUCUUCUACUCCAGAGAGAGAGAGAAGAACUUCAUGGGACGCCUGAAGUCUGACUCAUCUGAGACCUCUAUGUUCAGGAAGCUGAGGACCAUCAAGAGCGAAGGAGAUGGGUUCAGGCUGUCUCUGGAUCAGGAUGACAGGAGACCCCUCAGCUUCCAGAAGUGUUUUGCCCACUACGACGUGCAGAGUGUCCUGUUUAACAUCAGUGAGGCUGUGGCCAGUAGGGCCACUCUCAGCCAGAGGAAGAACACAACCACUGGGGCCUCGGCUGCUUCACAGUACCAACCUGGAGCCAGAGGGGGUAGUGGAGCUCUAGGUUUAGGACCAGGACUUGGGCCGGGAGGUGGCCCGGGGACAGGGGUAGGACUGGGGGCAGAGGGAGGGCAAGGAGGUGGUCUUAGUAGUGGAACUACCAGUACCUCCAUGUUUGAGUCUCCUCUGGGCUCCCGAGAAGACCUGAACCCCAAAGAGAACCUGGACCAGGAUGAAGGCGACGGGAAAAACAACAGACUAGUUCUGGGGUGCCCCCACUUCCGUAAUGAGAUCGGUGGAGAAGGGGAGCGCAGAAUCAGUCUCUCCAGGGCUACCAACACCUCUUACAGCGGUGGAGGAGAGAGCUGCAGCUUCGAGUCCUCCCUCUCGUCCCACUGUACCAAUGCUGGGGUGUCGGUGUUGGAGGUCCCUAGAGAGAACCAGCCUAUACACAGAGAGAAGGUGAAGAGAUACAUUAUAGAACAUAUUGAUCUGGGAGCAUUCUACUACCACAAAUUCUUCUAUGGGAAAGAACACCAGAACUACUUUGGAGUGGACGAGAACCUGGGUCCAGUAGCCGUCAGCAUCAGGAGAGAGAAGCUGGAUGAAGGGAAGGAGAAGGAAUGGAUGCAGUAUAACUACCGGGUCACCUUCAGGACCAGUCAGUUGAGUUUCCAGCACAAGGUGGGGGUGCUGUACUGUAAGGCGGGCCAGAGUACAGAGGAGGAGAUGUACAACAACCAAUCAGCUGGUCCCGCCCUCGAUGAGUUCCUCGACCUAUUGGGACAGAGAGUGAAACUGAAGGGAUUCACCAAGUACAGAGCACAGCUUGACAACAGGACUGACUCAACAGGAACCUACUCCCUGUACACCACCUAUAAGGACUAUGAACUGAUGUUCCAUGUGUCAACCCUGCUCCCCUACACCCCCAACAACAGACAACAGCUCCUGAGGAAGAGGCACAUAGGGAACGACAUUGUGACCAUUGUGUUUCAGGAACCGGGGACUCUGCCCUUCACCCCUAAAAACAUCCGCUCACACUUCCAACACGUCUUUGUCAUCGUCAAGGUCCACAACCCCUGUACUGAGAACGUCUGCUACAGCGUUGCUGUCUCUCGUUCUAAAGAUGUCCCUCUGUUCGGCCCUCCAAUCCCCAAGGCAGUGACCUUCCCCAAGUCCGCUGUGUUCCGAGACUUCCUAUUGGCCAAGGUCAUCAAUGGGGAGAACGCCGCCCACAAAUCUGAGAAGUUCCGUGCCAUGGCAACCAGAACGCGCCAGGAGUACCUCCGCGACCUGGCCGAGAACUUCGUGUCCACGGCGACCAUGGACUCGGCUGUGAAGUUCAGUUUCAUCACACUGGGAGCCAAGAAGAAAGAGAAGACCAAACCUCGUAAAGACGCUCACCUGUUCUCUGUCGGCGCCAUCACCUGGUCCGUCACCGCACGGGACUUUGGCCAAUCAGCAGACGUGGACUGUCUCUUGGGCGUGUCCAACGAGUUCAUCAUUUUAAUAGAGGAGCAGUCUAAGAACGUGGUCUUCAACUGUUCCUGUCGUGAUGUCAUCGGAUGGACAUCUGGGAUUAUUAGCAUCAAGAUCUUCUACGAGAGAGGAGAGUGUGUGCUGUUGUCUGCUCAGGAUGGAUGUGAAGAAGAUAUACGAGAAAUGGUGCAGAGACUAGAGAUAGUGACGCGUGGUUGUGAGACAUCUGAGAUGACACUGCGUCGGAACGCUCUGUGCCAGCUGGGUUUCCACGUCAACUUCGAGGGCAUCGUGGCCGACGUUGAGGCCUUUGGGUUCGCUUGGAAGGCGGGGCUUCGCCAGGGUAGCCGAUUGGUGGAGAUCUGUAAGGUUGCCGUAGCAACGCUGACCCACGAACAGAUGAUCGACCUGCUGAGAACCUCCAUCGCCGUCAAGGUGGUCAUCAUCCAGCCUCAUGAUGAUGGAGCGCCACGCAGGGGAUGUUCUGAGUUGUACCGUAUCCCAAUGGUAGAGUAUAAAUUGGACAGUGAGGGGACGCCAUGUGAGUACAAGACCCCAUUUAGACGAAACACCACCUGGCACAGGGUACCCACGUCAGCAGGUCAGCCGUCCAAUCCCAACACCCGGUGCUCCCCCACCCAGAGACACCCCGACCGGGCAGGCAGAGACAGGAUGGGACAGCAGGUCCUUCAGCAGGGACAGACUGCUAUCCCACGAUCCACCUCCUUCGAUAGAAAGCUGCCAGAUGGAUCCAGGGCUGACUGUGAGAACCCGCAGGUGACUGUGUGUAAUAAGGGAGACCAGCACUACCGCAGUUCCCCUAGCAACCAGUCAUCGUCUAGUGACCCAGGACCCUGUGGAAGUGGAACCUGGUCUCAACCUCCUGGAUACGACGGUAAGAACUGGGCUGACUGUGAGAACCCGCAGGUGACUGUGUGUAAUAAGGGAGACCAGCACUACCGCAGUUCCCCUAGCAACCAGUCAUCGUCUAGUGACCCAGGACCCUGUGGAAGUGGAACCUGGUCUCAACCUCCUGGAUACGACGGGUCCUCGGUCCUCCAUGAGUGCUCCAGAGACACCCUCAGAGAGCCCACCCUUGAGAAUACCCGGUUGGCAGAGGCCAAGUGGCACAUCCCCUCCACAAAGAUCCUCAACUCUCGGAAACAGAGGGAUGGGGGCAAGGAUUCACCCAACAAGCAGAACCGGGGGGGAGAGAAGACAUCCAGUCACUCCAGCUGUAACACCCUCUCCUCCAACGCCUCCUCCAAUAACAGUGAUGAUAAACACUUUGGCUCUGGAGAUCUGAUGGAUCCUGAGAUCCUGGGGUUGACGUACAUUAAAGGAGCCUCAACAGACAGCGGGAUCGACACCAACCCCUGUAUGGGGCCUGGGGGGAGGUUACUAAUGCAGGGGGGUUGUGGGGGUGAGGGGGGAAACACCAAGGAUGGCUGCGAAGGAGAGGAUCAUGGGAAACUUUACCUGCCCCAAGGAUAUGCGUCAGCGAUCAUGAGUGGUCACGUGACAGAGGGAAGCAUUGGGGACCUGAGUGAGAUCUCAUCACAUUCACACUCCUCCCACUCCAGGCAGUUGUACCUCCAGGAGGCAGCGUGUCACCAGGCAGCAGAUAGGGAGAGAGAGGCCAAGGCCCUGGAGAAGCUGUCUAAAGAAGAGUACCUAAAGAUGAUGCUGGAGGACAGUGGCCCAGGGGAGGACGGACGGAGGAAGAUGUCUGCGACGGGCAGCCUAUCACCACGGCGCUCCCUGUACCGUACCCUAUCAGACGAGAGUGUGUGUAGCAGCAACAGAAAGGGCUCGUCCUACGCCUCCUCCCAUAGCUCCAUGCUGGACCAGGCGCUGCCCAAUGACAUCCUGUUCUCCACCACUCCACCCUAUCACGCCACCCUGCCACCACGCAUGCCAGGACAGGGGGUCUCCAACCUCAGGAAUGAGUUCUGGUUCUCUGACGGCUCGCUGGCUGACAGGUCAAAGUUCAACGACCCUGGUCUCAUGCCCCUCCCUGACUCCGCCUCCGGACUCGACUGGUCACACCUGGUGGACGCUGCACGCACUUUCGAAGACCAGCGGGUGGCGUCUUUCUGCACCAUGACAGAUAUGCAGAGGGCCGAGGCGCUCCAAAUCUCACAGGAACUGACCAGACGCGUGGCUGCAGCUGAGGGGGCCGCCCUAGAGGCAGGGAACAACUCCCCAUCCACUCUGACUGGCAAAGUCAACCAACUGGAGGUGAUCCUGAGACAACUGCAGUAUGAUCUUAGAAAGGAGAAGGAGGACAAGGUGUUGCUGCAGGUAGAGGUGCAGCACCUGAGACAAGACAACAUGAGACUACAGGAGGAGAGUCAGACAUCAGCCGCUCAACUCAGGAAGUUUACUGAAUGGUUCUUCCACACUAUCGACAAGAAACCCUGAAACUCUACUGGACUAUUAAUGCCCCUGGGGAACAAUGGAACUCUACUACCCCAGGGGGUAACAGAACUCUGAGGACUACUGCCAUACUACUGCACUGAGAGAGACCUACUGCCCAAGGAGCAAUGGAACCCUCUACUGCCCUGGGGGGGACUUGACUUCUCGAAUGCCACAUGGACAGAACAUUUCUACAAACUACAAACUCCCUGGGGCCCCAGGGACAAAACAUAACUAUUCAAGGAAACCCUGUGCUGUGUGGGAGAGCCUGUCCUGGGGGACCCCUCUUUCUCUGUCCCCUGGGGAUCCCUCUGUCCUGGGGAACCCCUCUUUCUCUGUCCCCUGGGGAUCCCUCUUUCUCUGUCCCCUGGGGAACCCUCUUUCUCUGUCCCCUGGGGAACCCCUUUUUCUCUGUCCUGGGGAACCCCUCUUUCUCUGUCCCCUGGGGAACCCCUCUUUCUCUGUCCCCUGGGGAACCCCUCUUUCUCUGUCCCCUGGGGAACCCCUGUUUCUCUGUCCCCUGGGGAUCCCUCUGUCCUGGGGAACCCCUCUUUCUCUGUCCCCUGGGGAUCCCUCUGUCCUGGGGAACCCCUCGUUCUCUGUCCCCUGGGGAACCCCUCUUUCUCUGUCCCCUGGGGAAUCCCUUUUUCUCUGUCCCCUAGGGAACCAUCUUUCUCUGUCCCCUAGGGAACCCUCUUUCUCUGUCCCCUGGGGAACCCCUCUUUCUCUGUCCCCUAGGGAACCCUCUUUCUCUGUCCCCUGGGGAACCCCUCUUUCUCUGUUCUCUGGGGAACCCCUCUUUCUCUGUCCCCUGGGGAACCCCUCUGUCCUGGGGAACCCCUCUUUCUCUGUCCCCUGGGGAUCCCUCUGUCCUGGGGAACCCCUCUUUCUCUGUCCCCUGGGGAUCCCUCUUUCUCUGUCCCCUGGGGAACCCUCUUUCUCUGUCCCCUGGGGAACCCCUCUUUCUCUGUCCUGGGGAACCCCUCUUUCUCUGUCCCCUGGGGAACCCCUCUUUCUCUGUCCCCUGGGGAUCCCUCUGUCCUGGGGAACCCCUCUUUCUCUGUCCCCUGGGGAACCCCUCUUUCUCUGUCCCCUGGGGAUCCCUCUGUCCUGGGGAACCCCUCGUUCUCUGUCCCCUGGGGAACCCCUCUUUCUCUGUCCCCUGGGGAAUCCCUUUUUCUCUGUCCCCUAGGGAACCAUCUUUCUCUGUCCCCUAGGGAACCCUCUUUCUCUGUCCCCUGGGGAACCCCUCUUUCUCUGUCCCCUGGGCAACCCCUCUUUCUCUGUCCCCUAGGGAACCCUCUUUCUCUGUCCCCUGGGGAACCCCUCUUUCUCUGUCCCCUGGGGAACCCCUCUGUCCUGGGGAACACCUCUGUCCCCUGGGGAACCCCUUAAGAGAAAUGAACUUAUUGUCUGCUAUCUGCACCAGGAAUCAACUUAUUGUCUGCUAUCGGCACCAGGAAUCAACUUAUUGUCUGCUAUCUGCACCAGGAAUCAACUUAUUGUCUGCUAUCGGCACCAGGAAUCAACGUAUUGUCUGCUAUUGGCACCAGGAAUCAACUUAUUGUCUGCUAUUGGCACCAGGAAUCAACUUAAUGUCUGUUCCUUUAUCUGCACCACGAGGCACCAAGAGGAAUCAACUUAAUGUCUGCUAUGUGCACCAGGAAUGAACAUGGUCUGCUAUCUGCACCAACCAUGUGGCAGAACUGGACUGUAAAGGCACAGUGGGAUUAAAGAAUGUAGCCCAACUGACCUGAGAAGUAUUUUUUACUGUCUGUUUCCUCAACGUUCCUAAAGUCACAAACACUUAGAAGCCAACCUGAUGUGUGAUCCAAACGCUUUGAUAUGAAAUAGUUAUGUUUAAUCUUUAUGUUCUUCAAUGUUGUAAUAUAGAAUCACGAAGGGGCAGUAGGGUUGAUGUUAAAAGGUGCUCUCCUGUUGUCGCUGUCGGAUGAAAACUUCUUAUCUCCACAACAGAACAUUUUCAGGAAAUGGGAAAAACUGCCAUAUUUUCCCAUUAACAAUUUACGAAACCUUCAAAGUUAAAAAAAAACUAAAAUCAAUUUCUUGUCCUAGAGUCAUGAAGUGUUGAGAGUACACUACGGGGAGUUACUGUUUUCAAUUUCUGUAAACAAAUCAAAAUAAAUACAAAAUGGUAAAAUUGCAGAAAUGGAGUUCCAAGGUUUUCAUUCGACAGCAUUUCUGAAACCUGUUCUAUCACUAGUCUGUUUAUAUGCUGCUGUCAUCACGUCUUAGCAAUAACUAAGUAGUUGUUUUAGUGUGUUUUAAAAAGUUAGCAGCACAAAUGUAGGCAGUUCCUGUGGGGAGAAUGACGGUUGUAUUUGACAUGUGCUGAUAUCCUACAAGAGGCUGGGUCUGUGUGUUAAUGUAGGUGUAGAAUAGUAUGGGUCCUUUCUCUUUGCUUUCCUUGUUACUACUCUUGCCUUGUCCAUGGAUCGCUCAGCUGAUACACAAACCUGGGCCGCAUGCCACAAGGCACACUAUUCCCUACGUAGUGCACUACUUUUGGUCAAGACUUUGGUCAAAAGUAGUGCACUACACUCUAGGAAUAGGGUGCCAUUUGUGAUGCAGAACCCGAAUGCGUUAUAAUCACAGUAGCAAUCUGGGUCCAUAGGGAUCUGGUCUACAGUAGUGCACUAUGUAGGGAAUAGGGUGCCAUAGGGCCCUGGUCUAAAGUAGUGCACUAUAUAGGGUGCCAUGUAGGAUACAACCAAUCACACUCACAAUGUCAAAAUGUCUCUCUCUGUACAUAAGCUCCUCCACUGAAGUGUCUUGUUGUAUUUCAUAUUUAUUGAAACUGAUUUCACCUGAAGUUGUUCAUUUGAUUAAUUAAUAAGCAUCAAAUAUAGAUUUUCCUUUUUCAGCACUAAGUUAGGAAAAAGCUCUGUUUUUGUUGUAAAGUACGUAUGAAGCAUAAUUUACAGGGCAGAAUUAUAUUAAAAUAUACAAAUGAUUAUUCUUGUUGAUUGUGUCCCAGAGCUCUGGUCAAAAUAAGUGUACACUAAAUAGGAAAUAGGGUGCCAUAGGGCUCUGGUCUAAAGUAGUGCACUAUGUAGGGAAUAGGGUGCCAUUUGGGACAUAUUGUGUUUUGUUUUGGAGAUGAUUCCAACAUUUGGAUGCUGCUAGAUGAUCUGUUGGUCUGUUGCUUUUUCAGGAUAAUAAUCUUUCUACAUUAAACAGUUUCAGCUCACAUGAUAGGUUGCUUUGGUUUUCUAAAUAAAUGUAGUAUGAAAAUAAUGAA